Salmo salar (Atlantic salmon) is the source of this 2152-nucleotide messenger RNA. The record is from RefSeq and is a predicted model, not a curated record. Lineage: Eukaryota; Metazoa; Chordata; Actinopteri; Salmoniformes; Salmonidae.
AGCGUGCUCAACUCUGGGCUGGGGAACAACACUGUUAAUCACAACCAGAAACAGACAGUCGAACACAAAACAACAACCAAACUUAGUCUCCAUGACAACAGACUGGCUGAGACCAGGGCGAGGUGUAGAUUUGGUCUGCGGGGAUGGGGAGGUGCUCGUAUGUGGCGAGAGAGAACAGACACAGACUCGGCUAGCGAUGCUCCAUCCUGCUCCUAUAGUUGUGAUUCAGAGAGACUGAUGACGCCUCAGGUUAACCCCCUAACAGGUGCUGCCUUCAGCCUGCCUUCUAUAGGAUCUAUCAACUGGAACAUGGACCCUGUGACAACACAGACACUCCCUGGCCUUCAUCCUCCUCACACCCUCCUAAUGUUAAACCAGACCUCAGACAAUGCCAGUGCCUCAACUCUAAAUAGCUACACAAGCCCACAGACAAAUGACAGUAGUAGUAACGCUAUGAGCAGAUCCAGUAGUAAAGAAAAGCGCUUCCCGUGUUCAUUCUGUGGGAAAGCCUUCAGUUUCCCCAAACAGAUGGAGAUCCACCAGAGGAUGCACACAGGGGAGAAACCAUUUGGCUGCCACCUUUGCCGGGCUAGUUUCUCCCAUUCGUCCAACCUGAAGAGGCACCAGAGAGUCCACACAGGGGAGAAACCCUACAGCUGUCCCCAGUGUGAGAAGAGGUUCUCACGCCAGCACGAUCUCAAGAUGCACCUGAAGGUCCACACUUGAGAGAGGCCGUCCACCUGUACGCACUGCGGAAAAAGGUUUUCAGAGAGGAGCUACCUCAGGAUACACCAGCAGAAAAUGCACAUGACCCAUGAAUAGUGUAUACCCACUGGGUACACCACGUCAUUUCAACAUGUAGAAUUGGGUAAUAUUUGGUAGAUACUUGGUAGAUACAUUGAUCAAUGAGAUUCCAAUCUAUUUUCAACUACUCAAAAUGACAGCUAAUAGUUUGUUGAAUUCCCAAUGUGUUAUCAAUAUGAUUUCAACCAUCGAAAAGUAAAACCAAAUUCCAAUGGAAAAAUCUAUGUCAGAUUUUUGGUUUAGUUGUCAGUUGUGUUAUCACUGAGCUUUCAACCAUGGGAAUACAAUGUCAGAUAUUUAUUUAUACAACAACUUAAUGUGUUAUGACUGUGAUUGAUCUAAUAGCACUACCAAAUGACCUCUAUUUUUGGACAACUUAAGAUGUUGUCGACCAAGUGUGUAACAUCCUAAGGUGUCUGAAAAUAGUGAUGCAAAAUGUUGUUUUAUUUAGUCAGUACACAUAUCCCCCCCCCCACCCCCCGCGGCUCACCAUUUAAAGCUAGUUAAGGAGGAAAAUUAUGCCUUUGCAGCCUGAAUGGGGGACGCUUUAUGUACGAGCCCACAGGGGAAACGAGUGUAUUACCGGGAAUGCACAUCAAUCCUAGACGAUAGUGCAGAUCUAGUGGCCACUAUAGGCUGGCUGUCCUGUAGUGGUGGAAUUGCCAUCAUACUUGAGACACUGGCGAUCUCAUAAAACAACUAUCUUAACUGGAAAUUGGUGCUGACUAUACGGAUAUCUCUCUUAGCAACCUAGAUGUUGUUUCAGCAAUAAGGCAUGAGAACCCUGGAAUUAUCCUGCGAUAACUCCCGACUAAGGGCUGUUCUUAUGCUCAAGGCAAAGCCAAGGGCUGGGGAAACAGCUCUUAGGAGCUAGUUAUCACACAGUGAUUCCCGGGUUCUCAUGCCUUAUUUCUUUCAUAAAACAUUUGUCAACAUAUAUAGUUGAAGUCGGUAGUUUACAUACACUUAGGUUGGAGUCAUUGAACCUUGUUUUUCAACCACUCCACAAAUGUCUUGUUAACACACUAUAGUUUUGGCAAGUCGGUUAGGACAUCUACUUUGAGCAUGACAUAAGUUAUUUUUCCAACAAUUGUUUACCGACAGAUUAUUUCUCUUAUAAUUCGUUGUAUCACAAUUCCAGUGGGUCAGAAGUUUACAUACACUAAGUUGACUGUGCCUUUAAACAGCUUGGAAAAUUCCAGAAAAUAAUGUCAUGGCUUUAGAAGCUUCUGAUAGGCUAAUUGACAUCAUUUGAGUCGUCAAUUGGAGGUGUACCUGUGGAUGUAUUUCAAGGACUACCUUCAAACUCAGUGCCUCUUUGCUUGACAUCAUGGGAAAUCAAAAGAAA